Messenger RNA from Pieris macdunnoughi, 1614 nucleotides. The record is from the annotation of a GenBank genome assembly. NCBI's taxonomy places the organism in Eukaryota, Metazoa, Arthropoda, Insecta, Lepidoptera, Pieridae.
AUGCGGUUAUUACUAGCAUCGCUUGCAGUCCUGACUGCGUUCUCUACAGCUGCGGCGGAACAAGGCCGUAUAGUAUGCUACUUCAGUAACUGGGCGGUGUACCGACCAGGUAUUGGCAGGUAUGGUAUAGAUGACAUUCCAGUUGACCUGUGCACCCACAUCAUCUACUCCUUCAUUGGAGUUACUGAGAAUACCCAUGAGGUGCUGGUUAUAGAUCCAGAGCUCGACAUAGACAGGGGAGGUUUUCGUAAUUUCACCUCGUUGCGUAAAACACAUCCAAAUGUCAAGUUCAUGGUUGCCGUGGGGGGGUGGGCAGAGGGCGGCUCCAAGUAUUCCCGGAUGGUGGCGCAAAAAUCCUCCCGGAUGGCCUUCAUCAGAAGUGUUGUUGAUUUCCUAAACAAAUACGAAUUUGAUGGUCUUGACCUUGACUGGGAGUACCCUGGAGCAGCAGACCGAGGUGGGUCAUUCUCCGACAAGGAUAAGUUCCUAUACUUCGUCCAGGAGUUGAAAAGAGCUUUCAUCAGAGCCGGUAAGGGCUGGGAGAUGACUGCCGCUGUGCCAUUGGCUAACUUUAGACUCAUGGAAGGGUAUCACGUUCCUGAAUUAUGCGACCUCCUAGACGCUAUACACGUGAUGUCAUACGAUCUUCGCGGUAACUGGGCUGGAUUCGCUGAUUUGCAUUCGCCCUUGUACAAGCGUCCUCACGACCAGUGGGCUUAUGAAAAACUUAACGUGAACGACGGUCUAAACCUCUGGGAGGAAAAGGGAUGUCCUUCAAACAAAUUGGUUGUCGGUAUUCCCUUCUACGGGCGGUCUUUUACCCUCUCAGCUGGAAACAAUAAUUAUAAUCCCGGAACUUACAUAAACAAGGAAGCGGGUGGUGGAAACCCAGCUCCAUACACCAAUGCAACUGGUUUCUGGGCUUAUUAUGAGAUUUGUAUGGACGUGGACAAACCCGACUCGGAAUGGACCAAAAAAUGGGAUGACCACGGUAUGUGUCCCUACGCAUACAAGGGCACUCAAUGGGUAGGAUAUGAGGAUCCUCGUAGUGUUGAGAUCAAGUUGAACUGGAUUAAGCAGAAGGGCUACUUAGGAGCAAUGACCUGGGCCAUAGAUAUGGACGAUUUCCAAGGAAUCUGCGGGGAGAAGAACCCUCUAUCCAAACGAUUGCACCAAUUCAUGUCAACAUAUACCGUGCCACCGCCGAGACAAGGAAAUACUACACCAACUCCUGAGUGGGCCAGACCACCUUCAACACCAUCAGACCCUUCAGAGGGAGAACCCAUCCCCACCACAACUAGAGCUACCACCCAAGCUAGCAGUAUUACUACUACACAAGCCACCACUUCUACUACCGCUACCAGCGAAGUAGCUGAAGAACCUCAAAAACCUGUCCUGGAUGUUGAACAACCACCAGCGGAGAAUGAAGUGGAUAGCCCCGAGAUCUGCAGCUCUUCCGAAGAUUACGUAGCGGACAAAAGUCGGUGCGAUAAGUACUGGCGUUGCGUGAACGGGGAAGGCAUGCAGUUCACAUGUCAGUCUGGGACUGUCUUCAACACAGCGUUGAAUGUAUGUGACUGGCCUGAUAACGUUGAUCGUAGCGAAUGUAAAUAG